Molecule: messenger RNA, 342 nt
Organism: Angiostrongylus costaricensis
Lineage: Eukaryota; Metazoa; Nematoda; Chromadorea; Rhabditida; Metastrongylidae
Source: the annotation of a GenBank genome assembly
GUAAGUUCAGUCUUAGCGUUUCAAGUGAAUACCGAUUUUGACAUGGAGAAUCUCUAUCUCGAAGGAUCACCGCUAAUGGAUAUUUCACGACGAAUGCAGGACUUCGUUCUUCGUGAGUCCUUCGUUGUAAAUUUCGCUGUGCAACCGAUGCCCGACUUCUCGAAUGAAAAUAUACGAAAAAAAUUUGAGGAAAUGGUCGAAAAACUCGAACGAAUUCCGAAUUUCGGUGCAGGACCUAAUUCAACGAUACUAUGGACGAGAGAAUACAGUAAUGUUAGUUCUGGUAGAUUCCUAAGGUAUUACUUUUCUUUUGUGAAUUCAAAAAACUGUUCUAUCUUGUGA